Molecule: messenger RNA, 555 nt
Organism: Laccaria bicolor S238N-H82
Lineage: Eukaryota; Fungi; Basidiomycota; Agaricomycetes; Agaricales; Hydnangiaceae
Exons: 2
Coding region: 1-555 (184 amino acids)
Source: RefSeq, a predicted model, not a curated record
AUGUGCCUGAGUGUGUUGGGUGUCGUUGUUGGUACACCCUGCAUCGCAGACUUUAUCCGCUUGCACGAAGGACUUGAACCACCACACUGGAAACGGGUUCAUACGGACGCGGGGUAUCAGACGACUGCGUAUUUCCUAGCUUGGAUCGAGAUCCGCUAUGGGGAAGGAACGAUCCGCGAGCUUAAUGAAUGGAUGAAAGAGAGGAAGUAUCAUUGGUGGGUCUUUAAGGAGCUCACGGGGAGGCCUGUUCACAAGCUGUGGAAGAUUUAUUGCGCGCAGCUGGCUGCGGCUGAGGUACUUGGAAUCCCAGUGCUCAAGGCUGUGGUCGACAGUGAUGGAGAUCCUAGGCACCUCAUUGGUGAAGAUUCAGACAACACUGCAGUCGAGGGAGACACUAGACGUCUUGUCGGCGAAGAUUCAGACAACACUGCAGAUGAGGGAGAUACUAGACGCCUUGUCGGUGAAGAUCCAGAUCAUCCCAACCUGGAUGAAAAUACCAAGUCUGAGGAUGAAGGGGAUAACUGGCUUGUGAUAGUUAAACAGCCAGAUUUAUAG